AAACCCACGCAGGCAUCGGGACGACAUUCAAACUCCACACAGAUGGGUCUGGGAUUGAACCCAAGACCUCUGAACUGUGAGGCCAACAUUUUACCUGCUGCUUCACCGUGCUGUGUGUUAUUUUGUUACAAUUUAUUAUACUGCCCCCUGGUGGCCAUGGGACGCACACCAGAAGAAUCAGCACAAUGUUCAUUGAAAUCAAGCAAAAGAAAUCAUCCAUUUACUCUUUUUUUUUAAUGCUUUCUUGAAAAAGUCUGAAAAAUGCAACUUAUCAUUAAGCAAAAACUUUUGUAUUAGUUUGUUUGUUUUUUUUUUCUUUGUUUAUUGCAAAGGACCCCCCCCCCAAAAAAAAAAUUACGUACAGUGGAUAUACAAAGUCUACACACCCCUUUUCAAAUACCAGGUUUUUGUGACAUAAAGAAAAAUUACAACAUGGUAAAUGAUUUCAAUACUAUUUUUUUUUUAUUAUUAUUAACGUGACUUUUAACCUGUAUAGCGAUUUUACAAAAUACACAAUUCUGAAUACAGCCAGAGUUGUAAGAAUGUGUACAAUAUUGCAAAGACAGCAUCUCAGUUGCUUGAAUAAGCACCGCCCUUCAUUUGGCUUCCCGUGGGGUGCACGGGCACAGACAGGGUUUGAACCCGCGACCUUAGGUUUGCGAGACUGAUACCUUUCCUCUUUCCAUUCAAAAUAAAUACAUAUUUAAUAUACUUGUGAUUUUCAUCCUAUCUUUAAGGUUCUGGAGUUCUUAUUUUUCAGAUAACUUCUGGCUUUUAGCUAGCAUCAGGCCUCAACCUAGCAACAUCGCUUUUUAGGAAACCAAAAACAAAAGGCCAGCGACAUCGUCAAAGGGAGCAAUCAUUUGUAAAUAGUUUUGAAUUGUGGAAAAAUAUAUUGCGUAUUAGUAUGACCAAAUUUGGACAUAAAUCACGGCAGUGUUUCAUUUGAAAACAGAUAUCUACUUAUUUCUCUGUACUUUAUCAAAAUAAGCGUGUUACUUUUUCCAUUCCAAUACUUUUUGUUUUACUGAAGUAUAUUUUUGAAUUUGUACUGUGUACUGAGGAAAAGGAUAUCAAUCAAUAUUUCAACUUUUGGCAUUUUUCGAAAAAAUGAAUCACUUAAAUACAGCUGAGCCGUAGCUUUAACUAGUUGUCUUUUUCUAUUUGAUACAAUUUAGCUUCUAUGUGCAAGACACUUUAAUUGAAUCAUUACCCAAGUAAAAAAAAAAAAAAACGUCAGUACUGUAUUCAGUGGAGUGUUAAUGUUCAAACUAGUAUUAAAAAAAUAUUAAAUAUAAACUAAAAAGUUGGAGAGUAGGCUGCGUCGUGACUAUAAAUUGUGUAACAGCACCACCUUAUGGCCAAAAGGUUUGCCCCGUUUAUGCGGUAGCUUGUAAAACUUAUUUGUAUCACCAGAUAUCACAAAGCAGAACAUAACAGUGAUGAUUUAAUUACAAGUUAAAAUCCUAAAUACAAAAUAUUACAAUAUGGCCGAUAAAAGAUGUCGGGGAGGGGGGGGGAGCAGUCACGUGUUUUCAUUAUGCGUCAUUGGAAAAAGACGAAACACCAAUCAGAACGAGGGGGCGUUUGUCUGACCAAUCACGUGGCGAUAUUUUAGACCACGUGUGCUUGCUGCUAACGAUUCAGUCAAGUAACCAAGUCCCAAAUGAUGCAUUUGCGUACAUCCAAAAAUUACACAAUUACCUCUCCGUGAUGUGCGUCAAACGGAAAAUACUGUAGCUACGUUUUUAACAGAUUCAUCAGCUAAUUUUGACUUCAGGUAACUCGACGUCGUGUUCUUGACAGACGGAUACAUCGCUUCCUUUUUUCUCCCGCUGGUCUCUUUUUGUGCCUAUUUCACUGUUUGUGGACCAGUAACAUUAGAGCGAAGGCCGAAUUCCCCAACACGUGGUAGGCUACCUGAAGGCAACGCAGCUCUCGCAGCCGGGUGCAGUGAUAUUGAGAGUCACAACGCCACGACGGCGCGGUUUAAACCUCCCCCCGUGAUGCUUCCGAGCCCUCUGCUAGCUUAGGCGGCUCGUAGCCCGGAUGACUUGAGGGCGCCGGAAUGGUGGAAUUUGAGGAUCAAACUCUUCGGAUAUUUUCCUGGCGCAAUCUCUUAUUCGGAAAUCCAAAAUGUCCGGAGAGCUGCCGCUCAACAUCAACAUCAAAGAGCCGCGAUGGGACCAAGGGACGUUCAUGGGCCGCGCCAAGCACUUCUUCAUGGUCACGGACCCCCGGAACGUCCUGCUGCCCUCCGAGACGCUGGAGGAGGCCCGGGUGAUCGUGGAGAACUACAGAGCCGGCGUGGUGACGCCCGGCCUGACGGAGGACCAGCUGUGGCGGGCCAAGUACGUGUACGACUCGGCCUUCCACCCCGACACCGGCGAGAAGAUGUUGGUCAUCGGCCGGAUGUCCGCUCAGGUGCCCAUGAACAUGUCCAUCACUGGCUGCAUGCUGACCUUCUACAGGACCACACCGGCGGUGGUGUUCUGGCAGUGGGUUAACCAGUCCUUCAACGCGGUGGUCAACUACACCAACCGCAGUGGAGACGCUCCCAUCACCGUCAAUCAGCUGGGCGCGGCAUACGUGAGCGCCACCACCGGCGCCGUGGUCACCGCCCUCGGCCUCAAGUCUCUGACCACGCGUCUCCCGCCCAUCGUCAGCCGCUUCGUGCCCUUCGCCGCCGUGGCCGCUGCCAACUGUAUCAACAUUCCUUUCAUGAGACAGAGGGAGUUAAAGUACGGCAUCCCCGUGACGGACGAGAACGGGAACAGGUUAGGAGAGUCUGCCAACGCGGCCCAGCAAGCGAUCAUUCAAGUGGUGGUGUCCAGGAUUGGCAUGGCGGUGCCAGCUAUGGCGAUCCCUCCCGUGAUCAUGAACGCGCUGGAAAAACGAGCUUUCAUGAAGCGCUUUCCAAUCCUCAACGCCCCCAUCCAGGUGGGGCUCGUGGGUUUGUGCUUGGUGUUUGCAACCCCUCUGUGCUGCGCCCUGUUCCCGCAGAAAAGCUCGAUGAAAGUGAGCGGUCUGGAGCCAGACCUCCAAGAGAGGAUACGACAGAGCAACGAGACCACCGCCGUGGUCUACUUCAACAAGGGCCUGUAGGACCGCCACCGACACACCCACACGCACACAGAUGGGUACACGAGCAAUUUGUGCUUUUUGGGUGUCGUUUUUUUUUUUGUGUAAAAGUAAAGUUACUGAUGUUAUUUAGCCAUGAACUUGAAUGUAAGCUCCAUGUCCUACUGUACAUCUACACUGGCGCAAUUGUUGCCCCUUCCCGUUUUUUGGUUGUCUGUCUCAGUGUUAAAAUGGUGCACUUUUCCUUUAAGACAGGGGUGGGCAACCUACAGUUGGUGGCCCAUAUUAUAGAGCACGUGAUCCGGUCCACUAUGAAAUUUGAAAAUUUCAAUGCCGAUUUUAAAAAAAAAAAAACAAACAACAGAAUAGAAGGACAAAAUUAAGACUCACAGUAAACCUCAGCGUAUUUGCAAUUUGGAAUCCAAUUCCCAUAAUUGCAGAUUAUUAGGGAAGCAAUUUUUGGCACAAAAGUGUUGCUUUGUGGUAAAGUUGUGAGGGAGGAACAGCGUCUGACCAAUUGACAGCACCGCAGAGUUUUCAAAGUUUCCUACAGACGGCAUAAGGUGGCACCAAAGCGGUCCUCAUCGUGACAACAUAGUUCCUUGGUACCAAGAUGGCACAUAAAUGAUAUUUUUAUAUUUGACAGGUCAACAAUGUAAAUGGGAUUCUGUUCUCAAUUGCUUUACCUGGAUGAGGUUCACUGUAUACAGAAUUUCUAUUCCAUCCAUUUUCUUCACCGCUUAUCCUCACAACCCCGGACCCACCUGUGUGGAGUUUGCAUCUUCUCCCUGUGGCUGUGUGGGUUUUCUCCGGGUGGGCACUCCGGUUUCCACAAAAAACAUUAAUUGGAUACUGAAUUACUAAAGAGUGAAAUUAUAAUUUACGGCAUGCAAAAAUUUAAAUUAGUUUACCCAAUGAACAUUUUCUAUAGAAAUUUGGAAAUAGUCUGUAUAUUGUACAAUUAAGUUUUUUUUUGUUUUUUUUAAUUGAAGUAAAAUAAGGGAACACUGCCGUAUGACUGAUUGUAGUAACAUUAGCAUCCCCCCGACAACUAUGGCCCUUUGAGGACACCGUACAUACUUUAAAAAAGGUUCCCCACCUGUUUUAAGUGUACGUAUUCUGAUCAUUUAAAAACAACUCAGCGCUUAAUUACCCGUGAGAAAAGCGAGUCUGCGAGUGGCCCCGCGGACCUGAACUAGUAACCCGACAACUGCCAACGUUUCACACUAGUAUGCAGUACAGCCGCGAAACCAGCGGACAUUUUGUCGGACGACGCUUCCUCUUUAUUUUAAAGUUAUGACACACUUGACUGUGCAGACGCAAGUUAUUCUAUGCUAGUAGUAAAAAAAUUAUAUGCUAUAUGUAGGUGUGGAACAUGUAUUCUAAAACGGAAUAUUCUAUGUUGAUGUAAACGUUAUGCUGGAAACGCAGUUCGUCGUGCCCGUGUAAAGCAGUGAUGAAAUACUUGAGGAAAAAUUUGGGAAAAUUUUUGUGUGGUGAUUUUGCUGUGCUGGCUAGAACAGGGUUUUCUAUUAUACAAUUCAUAAAGUUAUAUACACUAAUUUCUCAACUAGUGGCCAUACUGUGACACGAGCGGACGGCGAUGUAGCAAAUCGGCGCACCGGCGAUUCAAAACCAGUAACUCUCCGCCGGCCACUCGUGAAAAGUAGUCAGUAAACCCCGUACACUAGCGCAAUAAAUUCAAAAAAAAAAAAAAAAAAAUAAAAUAAUAAUAAUCAGAUUGACCCAAAAAUGUGCCCCGUAUCCAAAUCUCCUCGCUGCAGUUACUAAAUACCCAAUUUUUAUUCUCUGCUGAAAUAAAUGUAUUGGAAACGAUACGUGUAUACGGUACAGGGGUGUGCCAGCGUGACGGUCUGAGCGCUCCCCCGUGCUGAAAAGUCUCCUUGUGAGCUAACAUAUGUUACGUUAAAACAAAAGUUGAUAAAAAGAUAUACACAUAUAUGUACGUUCGCCGUGUUCGUUUUGAAACUUUACAAAAUAUACGCACAUGCGCGUUAAUCUCGAGGAUACUUUUCAGCACGGGGGGAGCGCUCAGACCGUCACACCGUAUCCAAAUCUCCUCGCUGUAGUUACUCCAUGCCCAUUGUUAUUCUCUGCUGUAUUGUAUUGUUAUUAUACAGGUAUAGAGGGGAUGCGCCGGUGUCCCCGAACGCAACAGCUCCCAGGCAUUUUUAAAUCGAGCAACUAACUGGUCUUGAUUCUGAGUUACAGAAAUUAUUUAUGUAGCGCAUUUUGCCGGUAGUUUAUUUCAUACCCGUAACGAGUCCCAAUUUCCAGCCGCGUGAUUGAUUUCAAGUGUUCUAUUGUUGAAAAGUUUCAUUCCGAUGUCCUUUGCUCUGUUACUGUACGUAAUAAUCGCGUUAUACCUCACCCGCAGGAAUCGCAACUUUUAUUUCAAGCUGUCAAAGCAUAAAGACUGCGCAAGUCAAAAAACAAUAUUUGCGGUUUCAAAAUCACGCCGCGAGGGUGAAAUACCGAAGAUUGUACUUUUCCACGUGUCCUCAUUACUAACUGCUGAUGAUGUCAUUAACCUCCCUUGCGGAACACUGGAAUGUUUUUGUGCAUACGUAUUACUGUUACAGUGCAUCCAAAGAUGGGCACAUUUACGAGGAAAAUGAGUUUUUUCCCCACAAGCUUUAUUUUAAAAUGAUUUUGCACCACGUCACCAUUCAUAAAGUAUUUUCAAGAGCUACGUUACAUCUCGUUCUUUGUGUAUUUCACGUAUUCUCGCGCAUCAGAAUGGCACAAAUCCAAACGUGUACCGUUACGACAAUCCGUGUCACUCUCCACGAAUGUUUUCAAACGUCGUGUACCGCUGUCAGCGUUGUUACAGUCUAGUCGCCAUUUUUAUUUUUAAUAUUGUGUUGGCGUGUGUACAUCACCUUGACGUGUAUUUUACUCAGUACUAGAAUAAAAGAUGUGACCGACGUCCA
Syngnathoides biaculeatus (alligator pipefish) is the source of this 6035-nucleotide messenger RNA. It is a transcript of the gene sfxn3, whose product is annotated as sideroflexin 3. Gene Ontology annotation, biological process: serine import into mitochondrion; monoatomic ion transport. NCBI's taxonomy places the organism in Eukaryota, Metazoa, Chordata, Actinopteri, Syngnathiformes, Syngnathidae. The record is from RefSeq and is a predicted model, not a curated record. The transcript has 12 exons. Gene Ontology annotation, molecular function: monoatomic ion transmembrane transporter activity. Bases 2137 to 3105 code for a protein of 322 amino acids. Gene Ontology annotation, cellular component: mitochondrial inner membrane.